AUGGCCGGUGAUUCACCCAUAGAAUUUGUCGUUUCCGGUCAAAACGGUAUGGAAUACAUUGACAUGAAAAAUUCUUUAGUUUACGCUAAAAUAAAGAUAAAAAAGGCAGAUGGAUCCGAUAUCAGCUCUACUGAUAAUGUGGGACCUGCCAAUUUUUUGUUACCUGCACUAUUUUCACAAGUAGACGUUACACUCCAAGGACGUACAGUAGUCUCUGCCGCAAGUAAUUAUGCUUACAAGGCAUACAUUCAAACAAUUCUGAAGUAUGGAGCCGAUGCUAAAAAAUCCCAGUUGACUACACAAUUGUGGCAUAAAGAUAGCGAUGGAGAGAUGGGUGAUACAGAUGUGAGAACGGGUAAUAAUUUAGCUUUACUCGAGAGAGCUGAAUUAUUCGAAGGUGGUAAAAGUGUUGAUUUGGAAGGCCCCAUAUUUCACGAUCUGUUCAGAAUGGAUAGAUACCUACUUAAUCAAGUAAACGUGAAUGUAAAGAUGUACAGAUCAAAACCUGAAUUCUGUUUACUUUCUGGCGAGCAAUCUCCCAACUAUAGGAUUGAGUUUGAAGAUAUAAGACUACACAUCGCUAAAGUCAAAGUAAAUCCCGCCGUCAUCUAUGCCCAAAGCCAAGCCUUAGCAACGACUACUGCAAAAUAUCCAUUUACGGAAAGUGUACUAAAACAUGUCACCCUUGCUGCAGGAGGAACUAGCUUUACCUAUGACAACCUAUUCCAAGGAAUGAGACCUAAUUUUGUCACCGUCGGAUUUGUGAACUCAACUGCUAUCACGGGAGCGUACGACCAAAACCCAUGGUUCUUUCAACCAUUCGAUGUAACAUCUAUCGGUCUUUAUGUAGAUGGUAUACCGGUAGGAGGAAACGUCAUAAAACUAGACUACAAUGGCACCACAGGUCAGACUGUCAUUCCCACCCUUAGGAACAUGUUUAAAACCACUGGAAGAUGGCUAUCAGAUUGUGGAUUAGAAAUUAAUAGGAAUAACAUUGCUAGCGGAUAUUCGCUAUACACAUUUAAUUUGGAACCCAUUUUUCAAGGAAAUCAGUAUCUCACCUUACUAAAACAAGGAAACGUUAGAGUAGAGGUCACAUUUGGAAGCCCUCUCGCCAAAAUCAUCAGCUGCAUCGUUUACGCCGAGCACCCAGGCUAUUUUGAAAUCAACGCUGCAAGAGAUAUUUUGAAGCCAUGA
This is a messenger RNA of Pecten maximus, 1197 nucleotides long. RefSeq lists its product as uncharacterized. The transcript has a single exon. The coding region runs from base 1 to 1197 and encodes 398 amino acids. NCBI's taxonomy places the organism in Eukaryota, Metazoa, Mollusca, Bivalvia, Pectinida, Pectinidae. The record is from RefSeq and is a predicted model, not a curated record.